CUGCAGGUCUCUUGGAGCCUAUUACUUCCUACUGAAUGGGCCAUCUACACCGUAGCACCUAUCAAAUGUCUUUUUGUCCUUACUUACCACCAUUGGCGCAAGCCUCAUGUUCUCCUAUUCUGCUGUUUUGACAUCAAUCUGCUGUUUCUGUUUCCCCCUUGAAUAUUCUUUUUUAGUUCGAUGCCCCGUUCUUCCCAUAUCAUGUCAUGAAAUGUACAUAUCUACUUUAUAUGCUUCUCUCUGUUCUCUCGUGCUGAAACGGGAAGGUUUUCUUUUCUUCAAUCACACAUCCACGCGCACCCAUAUAUUGUCAAAGUCCCAAUUUUUGAAGUUACUGUUUGUCCAUAGUUGCAUGGGAUGUUCUAGUUAUGUGAAGUACACCUGUACUUGGUUAAAAUAAUACUAUCUAUCUGGUCGGUAAUUUCCAGUUCACGGGCAAUGGUGAAGGC
Messenger RNA from Aspergillus welwitschiae, 449 nucleotides. RefSeq lists its product as uncharacterized. Bases 107 to 400 code for a protein of 97 amino acids. The record is from RefSeq and is a predicted model, not a curated record. NCBI's taxonomy places the organism in Eukaryota, Fungi, Ascomycota, Eurotiomycetes, Eurotiales, Aspergillaceae. The transcript has a single exon.